Messenger RNA from Scatophagus argus, 2118 nucleotides. RefSeq names its product thyroid hormone receptor interactor 4 (gene trip4). Gene Ontology annotation, molecular function: zinc ion binding; transcription coactivator activity. NCBI's taxonomy places the organism in Eukaryota, Metazoa, Chordata, Actinopteri, Scatophagidae. The transcript has 13 exons. The record is from RefSeq and is a predicted model, not a curated record. Gene Ontology annotation, cellular component: nucleus. Gene Ontology annotation, biological process: positive regulation of DNA-templated transcription. Bases 105 to 1826 code for a protein of 573 amino acids.
UUAUUAUUUCUCCGACUGGAAACACACUCGACUCGGCUCGACACACGACAGCAGUAUCGUUGGUUUCCGUUUUGGUUGGAAAAUCUUUUUUUUUGUUCGGUAAAAUGUCGGACACUUUGUUGCAAUGGUGUGUGGACCAGUUGCACCACAAGUUUGGGUUGGAAGCGUGUGAAGACAUCGUCCAAUAUAUCCUGUCCAUCGAAAAAGCUGAAGAGAUCGAGGAGUACGUCGGAGACCUGCUGCAGGGGACAGAUGGAAGAAAAGGGCAGUUUAUAGAGGAGCUCCUCGUCAGGUGGAAGAAGACUCAAAGACAGGUUGCAGAUAACACGGGUCUUUACCUUCUCAGGGAGUCUGUUUCAUCAGCGGAUUCACAAGACGUGACCAAAGAUAAUCAGAAGAAGUCUAAACGCAAAGGCCGCAACAAACAGGAAGUGCUAACCGUGAGCCAAACAGAACCUGAGCCAGAGGCAGUCAAAACUCCUAUUGAUCUGAUGAGGGCCCAAGAAAACAGUAACACGUCUUCAGCAAAGAAGAAAACCAAGUUUGUCAAUCUCUACAAUAAAGAGGGACAGGACAGGCUGUGUGUCUUACUCCCGGGCCGACAUGGCUGUGAGUGCCUCGCCCAAAAGCACAGACUUAUCAACAACUGCAUCAGCUGUGGUCGCAUUGUAUGUGAGCAGGAGGGCUCAGGACCCUGCCUCUUUUGUGGAAGCCUGGUCUGCACAAAAGAAGAGCAAGAGAUCCUGCAACGAGACUCCAACAAAAGCCAGAAACUAAGAAAGAAGCUUAUGGGAGACUGUGGAGAGAGAGAAUAUCUCCCACACCAAGAGGCCAUGAUGAAGACUGGCCUGGAGAAAGCUGUGCAGCACAAAGACAAACUGCUGGAAUAUGACAGGAAUAGUGUCAGGAGAACUCAGGUUCUAGAUGAUGAGUCAGAUUACUUUGCCACUGAAUCCAACCAGUGGCUGUCACCCGCUGAGCGAGAAAAGCUGAGGAAAAAGGAAGAGGAGCUUCGAGAACUUCGCCAUGCCUCUCGCAAGGACAGGAAGAUCACGUUGGACUUUGCUGGCAGACAAGUGAUUGACGAGGGAAACAACCUCAACGAGUACUACAACAAGUUGGAUGAGACCCUCAAGGCUAUGAGCAAUGACUCUGUGUCAAAAUCACCAGCGUAUUCUGAAAGACAAAGUGGAAGGCAGAGCAGCAGAGAGCUGGUCAACCCCAACAUAAUGCAGUCCGCACCAGAAUGGGUGGAUGUUGGUGGCAGUGAAACCUUCAAGAGAAACGAGGGGCAGGGAAAGAGUUCGGCCGACGACAAGGGAAGGGAAGAACGUUCCAGGUUGCGACUCCAAGACAGAGAGCUGCAGGAGAUGUCUGACGGAGGGUGGUGCCUCAGCAUGCACCAACCAUGGGCCUCACUACUCGUCAGAGGCAUCAAGAGGGUAGAAGGACGAACUUGGUACACAUCCCACCGGGGUCGUCUUUGGAUUGCUGCUGCAGCCAAGAAGCCCACCCCUCAGGAGACUGCUGAGGUGGAAGACAUGUAUUGCCACAUCUACAAGAAAGAGCCCAGGUUUCCUAACGACUACCCCACCGGCUGCCUCUUGGGCUGCGUCAACGUGACCGACUGCCUGUCUCAGGAGCAGUUCAGACAACAGUUUCCUGAUACCUGUGAGGAGUCUGCCUCCCCAUUCGUCUUCAUCUGCACCAAUCCCCAGGAGCUGCUGGUGAAAUUCCCCAUGAAAGGGAAGCACAAGAUCUGGAAGCUGGAGAGUCACUACCACCAGGGUGCCAAGAAGGGGCUGGUCCCAUCAGCUGCAGAGUGACGUGCGAGGAGAAGCUGGAGGGGGAAACGCAGUCCCAUCUCACGGGAACAUGGAAAAUCAUGUUUUCUGAAAGAAACGGCCACAUUCUCCACUGGGCUGCCCCAGCGUUUUAGCAGGAGUUGCCAACGCUGACAUAUUAUCGGUUUCAGCUUAAUAACUGACAUCUGCAUUUCAUGUAUGGGAAAGUGCUUAAAGCUAUGCGGCACAUGGUUAUAUAAUCAUUUUGACAAAUGUUUACAUUCUGCUUUCACUUUAUUUGAUUGUUUCCAGAAAUAGAUUUUGUGCUUCUCUU